Messenger RNA from Symbiodinium natans, 309 nucleotides. NCBI's taxonomy places the organism in Eukaryota, Dinophyceae, Suessiales, Symbiodiniaceae. The record is from the annotation of a GenBank genome assembly.
AUGGAAUUCAUUGCUCCAGCAAUGUCCUGUGUGGUGAAGCGCUCAACACCUCGUGACACGUCCAGGAGUGCUGUUGCAGCCGGCCGCAGCUUCUUCGAUGCCACGCUGCCUCCUGUGCCCUGCACCUUUGAUGCAAGGAGUGCAGCACCUCUAGUAGGGCAGUUUUGGGUAAGUCCACUGAAGCAGAGACCGGCUUUGCACAGGCUGGUGACUGCUGCGGGAGCGCUGUCGCGCGCAGAGUGGUCAAACAAGACCUUGCUUCACAUGCCCGCUGCAAGAGCUCCGGCUAGACGAGGGCUUUGUCAGUGA